Molecule: messenger RNA, 2075 nt
Organism: Lethenteron reissneri (Far Eastern brook lamprey)
Lineage: Eukaryota; Metazoa; Chordata; Hyperoartia; Petromyzontiformes; Petromyzontidae
Product: one cut domain family member 3-like
Source: RefSeq, a predicted model, not a curated record
UCCGCCAGCAAACUCCGCUCCAUCACCGGAGAGCCGAGACCCCAACUCAGCCGCCGAGUCGCGUGCCGUGAUCGCGGUGGCCGCAGCUGGACAGCGACCGCGCCUGCUGCUCGCAACGGUGCACGGAGCUCCUCCACGCUCCACCACGCUCCACCACGCUCCACCACGCGCCAUGAAGAGGUACUCCGCAGCUUCUCCGCACGCCACCGCCACGAAGCCGCCGGCCCACGCGGCUGAGUCGCCGCCACCGCCGCCGCCGCCCGACGCGGGGGCCGCGUCUCGUGGCCCGAGCGGCGCCCGGAGGAGCGACCCCGUCGACAUCCCGUGGCCACGCGGCGCCUGCUGGGCACGCGCAGCGGACGCCGCGGUGCGCAGCAGCAGCAGCAGCGGCAGCGGCGGCGCCUCCCAGAAGCGUCGCGUCACCUUCAACCUGGACCACGGCGGUGGCGGCGGCGGCGGCGGCAGCGGCGGCGGCUUCGCUCGCAGCCCCCCCAGGUCCAUCCUCAAGCUGAGCCCCCCCGCCCGGGACGACGCCGGCUGGGGCGAGGGGGGAGACGCGAGCGGCUGGUGGGGGCCGUGGGCGCCGCGCGGGGCUGGAGGCUCCGCGCCGCCGCCGCCGCCACCGUGCAGCUCGGAGUUCGCGAGCGCCAUGGAGGAGCUGUACCGGGAGGGCGCCGUGGGCCGCGUGUGUUGAGCCGGGGGGGGGGGCAGGGGGGGGUCCCCGCUGGGGGUCUCGAGACUCUUGAGAGAGCUCACGGAGGACGCGUGGAGAAGCGAUGGAAGAAGAAGAAGAAGCCGCCAGCAGCAGCAGCGAGCGAGCUGGCCGGCUGGCUGGGUCGCCGCUUGCGACGCGAGAACUUUCCGCUCACCGCUGAGAGGUCGCGAGGUCGUCGCUUCGUUGGUUGCGAGGCAACUCAGCAGGCUACUUCUCUGGACUCACUCACAUGAUCAACGUCGUCGUCGUUAUAAUACUAAUUUAUUUUGUAUAUAGCCGUGACCCUAGCCCUGACCCUAGCCCUGACCCCAUACCUGACCCUAAGCCCUGACCCUAGCCCUGACCUAUAGCCCUGACCCUAGCCGUGACCUUAGCCCUGACCCUAGCCCUGACCCUAGCCCAGACCCUAGCCCUGACCAUAGCCCUGACACUAGCCCUGACCCUAGCCCCGACCCUAGCCCUGACCCUAGCCCUGACCUUAGCCCUGACACUAGCCCUGACCAUAGCCCUGACACUAGCCCUGACCCUAGCCCCGACCCUAGCCCUGACCCUAGCCCUGACCUUAGCCCUGACACUAGCCCAGACCCUAGCCCUGACCCUAGCCCUGACCCUAUACCUGACCCUAGCCCUGACACUAGCCCUGACACUAGCCCUGAACCUAGCCCUGACCCUAGCCCUGACCCUAGCCCUGACCUACCUGACCCUAGCCCUGACACUAGCCCUGACACUAGCCCUGAACCUAGCCCUGAACCUAGCCCUGACCCUAGCCCUGACCCUAGCCCUGACCAUAGCCCUGACACUAGCCCUGACCCUAGCCCCGACCCUAGCCCUGACCCUAGCCCUGACCUUAGCCCUGACCCUAGCCCUGACCCUAGCCCUGAUACUAGCCCUGACCUAUAGCCCUGACCCUAGCCGUGACCCUAGCCCUGACCCUAGCCCUGACCCUAGCCCUGACCCUAGCCCUGACCCUAGCCCUGACACUAGCCCUGACACUAGCAGCAGAGAGGCUCCAGCCGUGGGUCUUGUGGCCCGCAUGACCGGCCCUGAUGGGAAUCGAACUCAGGUGGUCGAGACUGGAGUGCAAUGCCACGGACACUGCACCGCCGGUCCCCACCUAAACACGCGUGUGGAGUGAAUGUCAAGUACACACGCGCGCGAAUGCUCAAUGUUAUUUAAUAAUUAUUUUGUAUAUUGAUGUUGUUCAGCUCUGUUCAGUUGCAGAAACGUCAGCAGUGUGUCUGUAGGGGGUGUGUAACGUGUGACACGUGAAUGUAAAUACACGCGAAGGCUUGGGCGACGCGCGCUAUCCCGUGCCUUAUGUAUCUGUCAAGGAUGGAUGCCGUCGGUUGAUUAUUAUUUA